Aquila chrysaetos chrysaetos is the source of this 760-nucleotide messenger RNA. Its product is annotated as POU domain, class 4, transcription factor 1-like. The coding region runs from base 84 to 740 and encodes 218 amino acids. The record is from RefSeq and is a predicted model, not a curated record. Lineage: Eukaryota; Metazoa; Chordata; Aves; Accipitriformes; Accipitridae. The transcript is spliced from 2 exons.
GCCCUGACCAUCCCCGUGGUGGCCCUGACCAUCCCCAUGGUGGCCAUGACCACUGCCAUGGUGGCCCUGACCCUGCGGUAGCCAUGACCAUCCCCGAGGUGGCCCUGUCCCUGCUGGCAGUGCCCCUGCUAGUGGCCAUCCCCUCAAUGACCACCUGUGGUGGCCCUGGUGGUGGCCGUCCCUGUGCUGGCCCUGCUCAUCUCCCCGGUGGCCUUGGCGGUCCCCGUGGUAGCCCUGGCCACCCCCUCAGUGGCCUUGGUGGCCCUGGCUGUCUUCCGGCCCCUUUGGUGGCCCUCACCCACGGUGACCAUCGCUGUCCCUGUGGUCACCUCGGUGGCCCUGGCGGUGCUUGUGACUGUCCCCAUGGUGGCCCUGACCAGGCUCUUGGUGGCCCUGGCUGUUCUCUUGUCCCUUUGGUGGCCCUGGCAGUGGCCAUCCCUGUGGUGGCCCCGGCCCUCCCUUUGGUGGUCGUGGCAGUGGCCUUGGCCACCGCUGCGGUGGCCCUGGAUGUCUCAGCGGUGGCCUUGGUGGUGGCCGUCGCUGCGGUGGCCCUUCUUGUCCCCAAGAUGGCCUCGGUGGCCCUGGCCAUCCCUUUGCUGGUCCUGGCAACGGCUUUGGCCACCUCCGCGGCGGCCCCGGCCAUCCCCUGGCUUUUCCUGUGGUGGCCCUGGCUGUCCUGGUGGUGGCCCCGUGGUGGCCCCGUGUCCCCUCUGGUUCCUCCUCCGGUUUCGUUGGUUUGACGCACUCGACCCAAAGUUGG